This is a messenger RNA of Clonostachys rhizophaga, 1236 nucleotides long. Lineage: Eukaryota; Fungi; Ascomycota; Sordariomycetes; Hypocreales; Bionectriaceae. The record is from the annotation of a GenBank genome assembly.
AUGGUAUACGUUCGGCAGAGCCAGCUCCCGGCUCUCCGGGAGUACAAGUACUCGGCCGUGGACCGUUCUUUGACGUCCAAAUACAUCCUCAAGCCGUUCUACACCAACUUCGUUAUUAAAUGCUUUCCCAUGAGCAUGGCGCCCAACCUGAUCACAUUGACCGGGUUUCUGUUUGUCGUCGCCAACUUCAUCGCCCUCCUAUGGUAUAACCCCACUCUGGAUCAGGAUUGCCCCCCAUGGGUCUACUACAGCUGGGCUCUCGGACUCUUCAUGUACCAGACAUUCGACGCUGUCGACGGUACUCAGGCUCGGCGAACAAGACAGUCCGGACCCCUCGGUGAACUUUUCGACCAUGGUGUCGACGCGCUCAACACUUCCCUCGAGGUCCUCAUUUUCGCCGCAUCGCAAAACAUGGGUCAAGGAUGGAAGACGGUUGCAACACUUUUUGCUUCUUCUCUCACCUUCUACGUCCAGACUUGGGAUGAAUACCACACCAAGACCUUGACUCUUGGUAUCGUCAACGGUCCUGUCGAAGGCGUGCUCAUCCUCGUCGGCGUCUACGCUCUCACUGGGUACAUGGGAGGUGCUCAUUUCUGGCAACAAAGCAUGUUCCAAACUCUGGGGGUUCCCCUCUCCAAGAGUAUCCCACACCAGAUCUACAACAUGACCUGGUGCGAGUGGUAUCUUGUUCAGGGUACCGUGGUCUGCUUCUUCAACACUGUGGAGUCCUCUCUCAACGUCAUCCGUGCCCGUCGCGAGCGAGGCGACCGAUCUCGGGGCGCCCUUCUUGGGCUUCUGCCUUUCUUCGCUAUCUGGUCAUUGAUCAUUGCGUAUCUCUACCUUCAGCCUACCAUUCUCCACAACCAUCUUGUUCCUUUUGUGCUCUUUGCCGGUUUUGUCAAUGCCUACAGCGUCGGUCAAAUGAUCACAGCCCAUCUCGUCAAGCUCCCGUUCCCAUACUGGAAUGUUCUUGGCGUUCCUAUCGCUCUCGGUGUUCUUGACUCCACCGGCCCGUUGAUGCUGAAGCACUUCGGCCUCGGAUGGCCCAGCGCUCUUGGAAGCGAUGUGUACCAGGUCGCUUUUGUUUUCCUCAUGCUAGGUUUGGCCCUUGGCGUCUACGGAAGCUUUGUUGUCGACGUCAUUGUCACUAUUUGCGACUAUCUCGACAUCUGGUGCUUGACCAUCAAGCAUCCUUACCACGAGGAGGCAAACGGCAAGGUGAACAAGGUUCACUAA